AAGUGUGAGGGGUGUUUCCAGCUGAUCUGCACAACAGAAGGAGCAGAGUCCCCCUCGGCAGUCCGACCUACCUGCCUCUGUCUCCGGUACCACAGCACUGAGGAUCGGCACCGGCCCCGGCAGGUCUGCUGUGCCGCAUCAAGAGUCUCUUCCUCCGGAUUAAUCCCAGCUCUUCCCCCUCCCUCCUCCCUGUUUCUGCGCUUCUUUUAGCCGCCUGCUAGCUGCCGUGAAGCGGUGCCGCCGUCGGUAGCUGUUAGCUCGGACUGUCAUGAUCCCAGCUCGGAGAUGGCGUCCUUCCCCGGUUUGUGUAAGGCUGUCGGGCCCGCGGAGGAGGAGAACGGAGAACUGGACGGAUCCCUGCAGACGAUGCUGAAGGCCAUCGCAGACGAGAGGAACCGACUGAACAUCCGACAGGAGAUCAGUGGUCUGGGUUGUUUUAAAGAUGACCGCAUCGUGUUUUGGACCUGGAUGUUCUCCACGUACUUCAUGGAGAAGUGGGCUCCUCGACAGGAUGACAUGCUGUUCUACGUCCGCAGGAAGCUCGCCUACGUCAGCGCGGACAACACCGAGGGGAAAAAGGUGGAGGUGGAGGUUUACAGGAGAGACUCCAAGAAGCUGCCCGGCCUCGGAGACCCCGACAUCGACUGGGAGGAGAGUGUCUACCUGAACCUCAUCCUGCAGAAGUUGGACUACGUAGUCACCUGUGCGGUCUGCACGCGCUCAGACGCAGGAGAUAUCCACAUCCACAGGAAGAAGUGUCAGGAGGUGUUUGCAUCUCCCAGCAAACACGCCAUGGACAGCAAAGGGGAGGAGUCUAAGAUGAGCUACCCCAACAUCUUCUUCAUGAUCGACAACUUUGAAGAGGUAUUCAGUGACAUGACGGUUGGCGAGGGGGAGAUGGUUUGUGUGGAGCUGGUGGCCAGCGACAAAAGCAACACCUUCCAGGGCGUCAUCUUCCAGGGCUCGAUCCGCUACGAGGCCCUCAAGAAGGUCUACGACAACCGGGUGAGCGUUGCAGCAAAGAUGGCCCAGCGGAUGUCUUUUGGCUUCUACAAAUACAACAACAUGGAAUUUGUGAGGAUGAAGGGUCCGCAGGGAAAAGGCCACGCUGAGAUGGCCGUCAGCAGGGUGCCGACAGGUGACACGUCCCCCUGUGGCACCGAGGAGGACCAGGUGUCCCCCAUGCACGAGAGGGUGACGUCUUUUAGCACUCCUCCGACUCCAGAGAGGAACCGUCCGUCCUUCUUCUCUCCGUCUCUCAGACGUAAAGUGCCCCGAAACCGAAUUGCAGAGAUGAAGAAGUCUCACUCAGCCAACGACAGCGAAGAGUUCUUCAGGGAGGAGGACGACGAAGAUCUUCACACGGCCACCAACCUGCGCUCUCGCUCUCUGUCGGGUACCGGGCGAUCUCUGGUCGGAUCGUGGCUCAAGCUGAACCGGACUGAGGAUUACUUCCUGCUUUACUCUCACCUGACCUACGUCACGCUGCCGCUGCACCGCAUCACUACAGACAUCCUGGAGGUGAGGCAGAAGCCCAUCCUGAUGACAUAGCAGCGCCUGUUUCCCGUUUCCUCUCAGAGCUUCUCUACAAAGUGCCUCCUGCAUCAGGCCACAAACAGCAGCGCCCCCCGGUGUCCACACUGAGAACAACAACAACCAACCAAACACCUGAGUCAGAGGAGACCACGCGAUCAAACCAGCCAUUCAGGAAGUGCCUCUUCUUCUUUCCAGGAUCCAGGACGACGCAAGCUCGGCGUUGGGAAGGCAUCAGCCGACAGGAAGGAGGAGGAAGUGAAGAAUGUGUGUUUUAUUUUUCCUUUUUCCUGUAAAUAUUCUGCUGCUUUACUCACUGAGACGCCUUUUUAACGACACAUUCUUUUUCUGUUCGACUCGCUGUGGACCUCGUGGAGUUUUUUAAAGAUAUAUCUACAAAGACGGAUGAGAAAGGGAUUCUUCGUCUGACAUGUUUCAAAUAAAAAGUGUUUUUUAAA
Cheilinus undulatus (humphead wrasse) is the source of this 1991-nucleotide messenger RNA. Its product is annotated as KIAA0930 ortholog. The transcript has 10 exons. NCBI's taxonomy places the organism in Eukaryota, Metazoa, Chordata, Actinopteri, Labriformes, Labridae. The record is from RefSeq and is a predicted model, not a curated record. Bases 286 to 1551 code for a protein of 421 amino acids.